This is a messenger RNA of Boleophthalmus pectinirostris (great blue-spotted mudskipper), 2373 nucleotides long. RefSeq names its product leucine rich repeat containing 17 (gene lrrc17). Gene Ontology annotation, molecular function: protein binding. NCBI's taxonomy places the organism in Eukaryota, Metazoa, Chordata, Actinopteri, Gobiiformes, Gobiidae. Gene Ontology annotation, cellular component: plasma membrane. The coding region runs from base 1 to 1377 and encodes 458 amino acids. The transcript is spliced from 4 exons. The record is from RefSeq and is a predicted model, not a curated record.
AUGCGUGUGCUUCAGGUCCUCCUGCUGCUCCUAGUGCUGCGGUCAGUGGAGGUCCGCAGGCACUCAGGGGCUGGUGAGGGGGCAGGGCGGCGGGUGCGGGCAGGUGAGGGGGGGGCGGGGGGCAGGGUGCGGGGCAGAGGCAGAGCUGCAGUGAACAGACGCCAGACUCCACAGUGUAAAGAAUACGAGGAAGCCGGAGAGAAGUACCUGGACUGUCAGGACCGUCAGCUCACCACCGUCAUGCAGGACUGGCCAACGGACAUACACCACCUGCUGCUGGCACGCAACAAGAUCCAGGUUUUGCGAGACAACAUGUUCUCCCAGUUCACGCAGUUGAAGAGUCUGGACCUACAGCAGAACAUGAUCUCAUUGGUGGAAGAACGAGCAUUCAGCGGCCUGUCCCAGCUCACCACUCUGCUACUCCAACACAACAGCCUCACAACAGCCUCAGAGGAAGUCCUACUACCCCUGCCCCGCCUCACCUACCUCCGUAUCUACGACAACCCCUGGCACUGUCAAUGCUCUCUGGACAGUCUCAUCAGGACCAUACAGGUGCCUAGCAACCGCAACCUCGGCAACUACGCCAAAUGUGCCGAACCGAUGUCACUGAAAGGGAUGAAGUUGAAGAAAAUCGAUGUGGAUACGCUGUGUGUGGAUAAAAAGCCAGGUGGAGGUGGAGAAGGUGGGCAGGCAGGAGGGGGGAGGCCCAAACCAACCAGACGACCCAAAAUGGAUGCUACGUCAAUGUGCCACACGUACAUGUUCCCCAGACCGGUGCUGGACUGCAGUCUUAAAGAUCUGAAGAGUGUCCCAUCUGACCUGCCCUCUGACGUUGUAAGGAUGGACUUGUCCAGGAACUCCAUCAGAACCCUCAGGCCCAAACAGUUCCUGCUGUCCAAAGACCUUAAACUGCUCAAUCUCAGCAGCAACAACCUGCAGAAGAUCGACACAGCUGCUUUUGCCGGUCAGCUCUACCUCCGUGAGCUGGACCUGUCCAACAACAGCCUGCAUUAUUUCCAGUACGGCGUUCUGGAGGACUUGUACUUCCUCCGAACACUCUCCCUGGGCCAGAACCCCUGGAUCUGUGACUACAAUAUCCACUACCUGGUCUACUGGCUCAAGCACCACCCCGGGGUCUCCUACUCCGGCCUGGUGUGCUCAGAACCGCCUGAGUUCCGAGGGUGGAGAGUCGAGGAUUAUGUCAAGACCUACAACGGGGAGUGUCCCAAAGAUAAGCAGACGGAUUUGGACAUAAGCCCCGGGGUGCAGGGGGGAGAGAAUGAGGCGCAGGAGGUGGUGGGGGAGACAGAGGGGCAAGGCCUACCACGACCCAUCCAAGAGAAACCAAACAGGAUUGAGAUUAUUAGAUUAAAUUAGAUACGGAGAAAUUAGAAUCUUUCAAUGUUCAAAUUUUGACAGUGGGCAAUGAUGUUGCCUUAGAACGGUGUUUCUCAAAAUUUUAAGGGCAUACUUCUCAAAAUAACCAUGUGGUCAACUCGGGACCCCCACGAUAUAAUGAAAAUGUUUGCAAGUUACAUUUUAGUGGCAAAAACUCUUCAACUUUCAUUUGAGUAGUUCACUGUGUUAUUUGAUCUGAUUCUCUACAAAAUAUUUAGUUCACGGUGCGUUAUUUAUUCACUCCACACUUCAUGGUGAUAAGUUACUCAUAGUUACUCAUAGCCACAGCUGCCUUUGGGUAAACAAAGAGAAACAAUCGACCUCUCCAACACACUCACACCAUAUUUAAAGUGGUAGUUGUGGGUGAAGUGUCUUGCAUGACGACACAGUGACAGUUUCCAUUAGGGCCACUGCUCCUCCACUAUUUUCAGUGGUCUCCUACUGAAGUACUAACCAGGCCAGCCUUGCUUAGCUUCUGAAAUUUGACAAAAUUGGGCACUGACAAGCAGGCAUGACAACUAAUAAUGAAAUAAUGUUGGAAGUGAGAUUUGUUUUAACAGCUAAAACCUCCUCUAACAAUAUUGUACCACUUUAAAUGAACAGAAAUCAGUAGGGCUCUCUCAUGGUUCAUACAGUUCAACCAGGACUAACCCAAAACUCAUUAUGUUGACAUAUUACAAAAGACUCUGUGGAGCCCUUACCACAGUUUGAAAAGCCACCUGAGAUACUGUUAAUGUGUAAGUUAGGUUUUCUUUUCUGUAGACCUUUUCCCAUUUGAGUCUGUAUCAGAUAUUUGAACUUUCUUCUUUACGUUGUUUUUAAUCUUUGUGAACUGCAGGUGCUGCUUUUGCUACAACGAAAUUAGAAUUGAAUUCAGGAAAUUUUGAGAUAGCAUUUUUGUUACUGAUAAGGUACAGUAGUUUUUGGUCUUGUUUAAUAUGUUAUAAUAUUGUUGCUCAUUUUCUGGGAAAUAAA